Messenger RNA from Mustela erminea (ermine), 2784 nucleotides. RefSeq names its product caveolin 2 (gene CAV2). Gene Ontology annotation, molecular function: molecular adaptor activity; protein kinase binding. The transcript is spliced from 2 exons. Gene Ontology annotation, biological process: insulin receptor signaling pathway; negative regulation of endothelial cell proliferation; caveola assembly. The record is from RefSeq and is a predicted model, not a curated record. NCBI's taxonomy places the organism in Eukaryota, Metazoa, Chordata, Mammalia, Carnivora, Mustelidae. Bases 420 to 767 code for a protein of 115 amino acids. Gene Ontology annotation, cellular component: cytoplasmic vesicle; Golgi apparatus; caveola.
AUAAGACCCAGGGGGCUCUCCGGCUCCUCAGUAGCCCCGGGAAACGGGUCCUCGUCCCCAGGGCACGCUUCGCCCGCCUGGGCAGGGCCGGAACGUGCCUGCUGGGAUGAUUCCCAACCGGGAGGCAGACAUGGAGCAGGCCGAAACGCGGCGGCGGGACUCUGGGUGGGAGCCACCUCUCUGGCUGCGUCCUGUUCCCGCCCCUCAGCCCGGGCAGCGAGGCGGGGCUCGGGUCGGGUUGGGCCCCCACCGGGAGUGGUAGCCCGCCGCGGGAAGCAGCCGCCGCCCGGGCCGCGAGGGUAGAGGCGAGGCGGGGCGGAGCCGGGCGCGACGGGAAGGGGAGGCAGCGCAGGCCGGGUUGCAGCCGCCGCCGCCGCCGCCGCCGCCGCCGCCGCCGCCGCCGCGCACUGAGCGCCGCAAUGGGGUUGGAGACCGAGAAAGCAGACGUCCAGCUCUUCAUGGACGACGAUGCCUACAGCCGCCAUAGCGGCGUCGACUACGCGGACCUGGAUAAGUUCGCGGACUCGGGCUCCGAUCGGGAUCCCCACCGGCUCAACUCGCAUCUCAAGGAUUAUAAUGCCUUUUGUAAAGACCUGCCUAAUGGUCCUGCCUUCGGUGCAGACAAUAUGGAAGACUAUAACAGAUGUUGUCAUUGCCCCAUUGUGUACAAGUGUAGGACGCAGCUUCUCUUCUAUCAGCUUGCAACUGAGUCACGACUAAACACUUGGACCCCAGUCUGGAGAUUUGGAUACUGUAAUACUUCUUGACUGUCAUAAUGUAAAAACACUACUGUUCUGUUCUAAGCAUUCCCAACUGUUCUAAUUAAGAAAAUUUUUAAGAUUGGGCAACCACAUGUAGAAAUGUUUAUUGGCAGAUCUUUUCAAAUAAUGCUUUUCUAAUUAAUAGUCAAGGGUUUAAUAUAUAACUUUAGAGCCAGAAUUAUACAGUAGGUUGGCAACACUUAAUUUUAAAGGCAGACAGUUUUUACUUUAGUACAAAAGUAUACAUUUUAUAAUGAUGAAUUUAUAAAGAUCAAGAGACAUUUCUCAAACACUUUAAUUUUUUUGCACAACUGCCUGUAAAAAUAUGGAAUUUCUUAUUUUUUUUUACUCUUAAAGUAAUACUUUUAAAAUUACCUUUGCAGAUAAAGUCAUGGGAAUACUUACAGAAAAAAUAUACAAAGAUCCUAGAAAUUAUAGUAACAAAAGCAUGCAGUGGUGAUGGGAGCUAUGAAAUAUAAUAGGACAAAUAAAUGUGAAAAUAGAUUCAGUAACAUGUGUACCUUUAAAUAAGAUAUUGUUAACCUACAUAUCUAUUUAAUAAGAUGUUUCAUUUUACUGUAUAUUUUGUACUUAAUGUAAAUUUUGCUCUAAUCAGAUUGCUUUUAAGUACUUUUAUUGUAUUUGUUAUCUUUUUGAACUAAUAUAUAGAAUGAGUAAAUGUCUCUUUCACGGGGAACUUCAUUGGUGAGAUUGCACUGUCUUGAUAAUGUAAGCAUAUAUAUCUUGUUUGGGAAUAGAAUGUAAAAGAGCAAUAUACAAAGCUUUUCUAACUUUUCCAGGCAAAAUCCUGAAAUGGUUUAUGACUGAACUUUUCCUGGCUGUGACCUUAAAAAUAAUUCAAAUCUAAUUGGUAUUUCAUCUGGGAGAUGCUUUUCUCUCUUAUAGUUAGAAAUUUAACUUGCAUUCUGCAUUCCUGUUAAUGUCUCACUUUACCUUCAAGUAAUACUGGUGCUAAUUAAUAACAUUUUACCUAAAGGCUAUUUCUGACACUCAAGUACUAUUUCAACUACAGUGAUUCAUGGAGAUACACUUAUAGGAAAGUUGUCAAUUUGUUGGGCCCAUGCUACUUAGCUACAUAUAUAUAUGUAAGAGACUAACAGAUACAGACUUUCAUGAUGUCGUUUGAUACGGGAUUUGUUUUACAUUAUAAAAUUAUUCUUACCACUUUUGAAUUGUAGAGUCCUAUUUCAAUGUUAUGAGUCACUAUUAUUUUAAAAAUCUCAUUAUUCCAAAGUGAUAGGCAUAUAUGAAAGAUGUCUAUGAUAUAAGUGGUUACUAUAAUUUACAUAUCUUAAGUGCGUAAAUGCUCAAAUUUUAAGAAUUAUUAUCAGAACCUGAAUUAACAUUCCUUUGAGUAUCUAUCUUCGUAGAUGAAGGAUGAUUUAACUGGAAUACUAUUGGGGGCCAAAGUAAACAAAUGAUUAAAUUAUGAAACUCCUAUCAGUUUGAAGAUAACUACAGAAGAGAUUUCAAAAUUGCCACUAGGACACUGUAGCAUUCUUAGAAAAGAUUCUCAUGAUCAUUACCUUAAAACAUUACCACUCAUUUGACUACAUAUAUUUUAUUAUGUUAGUUAAAAAGAUCAAUCUCAUUACUUUAUAGUUAUACUAUAAACUAUACAACUGUAUAGUUGUAUUUAAAGUGUUUUUUAAAAUAUGUGGAUAUGCUGAUUGACAAAAGUAUUUGAUUAAUAAAAUAUGCAUUUAAAUAAGUUAUAAGUUUAAAUAAAUCAUAUCUUUUCAAAUAGCUGUUGAUAAGUUUUAAAGCCAAAAUAUAUAGCAAACCUUUUAACUUUUAACAAGUGAGACGUAUGAUUUCCUUAUUUCUGAAUUGCAUUGAUUAUUCACCAAAAUGAAUUUUUAUUGAGAUUUACCAUUAACUAUUUUAUUUCAAAGACUGAAAUUUUGUACCAAGUGGAUCCAGGUUUCAUGUGCAAAUAUUAUUUGGGGGUGGGACAAAUAGAUGAUGAGUAUCUAUAGUAAACGUUCUAAAAACCCAUAAA